AUGGACAGAGUUUCGACCUGGUUCGACAGAAACCAAAGAUUAUCAGGAUACCCCGAUGCCGUUCGUGUCACAGGACGGGAAUCCUCGCAGGCUUUGACAUCGGCGAUCACUCACGCGAGGCCUUGGAGUGUCCUGUUAUCAUGUUACGAGCGAGGCGUCGCACCACCGUCCUCGACUCCCCCGCAUGCAUCUGGCGGCAGCUGGAGAAGAUUGAACAGAGAAAUUCCAGACCCGGAUUUGGAUAGCGCCUUGUGGAGUCAGCUGCCGGAGAGCAUAGUCCUGUUAAUUCUCGCAUGCUUGCCCAUCCAGAGCUUGGCGAAAUGUAGGCUCGUUUGUAAGAAAUGGUGCUCGCUCUGGAACGAUCCUCAAUUCUUAAGCAUUCGAGGCCAUCACGGUCCAAAAGAGAGGUCGUGGUUCAUCUACAAUUGCCAGCACGUCACCCUCCGCAGCUCCUUCGUGCAUACGAUCUGCUUCAAUCCGGCUCUAAACCGGUGGCACUCUUUGAAAUUGGCUUCGAUGGCAGAUUCCCCUUGCACUAGCUCGGUUGCUGUGGCAACAUCCGGCGGUCUCGUGCUCUGCGCCUCUUACAACACCAACUCUUUCAGCUUCUCGGGAAACGGGCAAAUCGUGCAAACGCUGAGAGCAUGGGCGACAUUUACGGCCUCAUCUUCCAGCAAAACCUCGAUCAAUUGGUUCGUCUGCAACCCUCUGAGAGCGAAUAGCUGGAUCAAGCUGCCACCAAGGCCCCGGCGAGUGGGGCUCGAGGAUCGCAUACAGCUCGAGCUGAUCGGAAUCAUGCGAGGAUCGCAGCACUUGAGCUCUGAUCGGCCCACUUUCACUUCCGCGGGGCUGAUUGCGGACACCGCCACGGGGUCUUUCACGGUGGUGCUGGCAACUCCUCUCACGACCGAAGUGUUCGAUUCUCGCACAGGCCGCUGGAAAUUGCUCGUCAGGAGUCUGCUGCCGCACCAGCACGCGUACGCCAACACGCGGACCAUAAGCUACCAGGGGCUGCUGCUGUCCGUGGGCGUUUCCAAGCUGAGAAUCAACAACAGCGCAUGCUCUGUGGUGUUCUUCGAGCCGGAGAACGAGGUGUGGCGCGAGCUGAAAUUGCCGGGCUUCCUAUCGCCCAACAAGAUCUUGUCGAUUCAGCUGGAAAGCUGCGACGGGCGUCUGAUGCUGCUGGUUCUCAUGGGCCCGUGGACGAACGCCUGGUCGUCGACUUCCGUCUCGUACAACGCGGCCACUCCCAAUCCGCUCGAUUUCGAGGACUCGCGUCUGUGCGUUUGGGAGCUGGUCGGCGACGACCUCGGGGCCGGCGCCUGGAGGGAGGUGUGCUCGCACUUGCUGCAGGAGGUUCGGGACCUUGCGGCCAAUGUGCAAGCGGAGGCCGGCGCCAAGCUGCUGGCAGCCACCUCCUGCAGAGACCUCAUCUGCUGCACGCUCACCGACCCCAUCCUCUCACAGAGCGUGCAAUUGCUCUACAGUCCCUUCUACAACACUUGGUUCUCGGUGGAAGAUCGUUUUGCAGACGAGCAUUUGUUCUGCAGCAUUACGGAUUUUCCCGAACCCAACAUCCGCUUCCAUCCCAGGCUCGAGGCAUCUGCGUGUGUCACUCCAAGCGCUGCUCGAGUCUGA
Marchantia polymorpha subsp. ruderalis is the source of this 1638-nucleotide messenger RNA. The record is from the annotation of a GenBank genome assembly. Lineage: Eukaryota; Viridiplantae; Streptophyta; Marchantiopsida; Marchantiales; Marchantiaceae.